AUGUUGGUUGCGCGACCAUUAGUCCCCCGAAUCUUGAAGCCCCAGACGAUUUAUUCAUCUUGCGUACCUGUCAGACGCGCGAUUCUUCAGGCAGCAGCCAUGUCCACCAUUUCUGAAGCCAUCACCAAGGACCACCGGGAGCUGGAGGUGUACUACAAUGAGGUAAUCAAUAAUGCGAGCAACCACGAUCACCAGCAGCGCUACGGCAACCAGUUCGUCUGGGAACUCGCUCGACACUCUGUUGCCGAGGAACUGGUUGUGUACCCUGCCUUUGAAAAGUACCUCGGCGUCAAAGGAAAGGAGAUGGCCGAGUCUGAUCGUAAGGAGCAUCACGCGGUGAAGGAAUUGCUGAAGCAGUUUCAGCAGAUGAGCGCGUCGGAUCCAAACUAUGUUCCGCAGCUCAAGAAGCUGUGGGGUCCCCUGUCUCAGCACAUGAAGGAGGAAGAGGAGCGUGAUCUGCCUGCUCUUGAACAGAGGCUUCAAGCCGAGCAUGGCGAAUCCGAGAGCAUGGCCAGGUCGUUGGGCCGUACCAAGCAGUUUGUCCCAACUCGCAGCCACCCCAGUGCCGGCGAGCAUCCGCCGUUCGAGACUGCCAUGGGCUUGCUCACCGCGCCCUUUGACCGCAUCUCUGACAUGUUCCGCAAGUUUCCUGAAGAGAAGAAGUCUACUCUUUGA
Messenger RNA from Ustilaginoidea virens, 675 nucleotides. RefSeq lists its product as uncharacterized. Bases 1 to 675 code for a protein of 224 amino acids. The record is from RefSeq and is a predicted model, not a curated record. Lineage: Eukaryota; Fungi; Ascomycota; Sordariomycetes; Hypocreales; Clavicipitaceae. The transcript is spliced from 2 exons.